This is a messenger RNA of Numida meleagris (helmeted guineafowl), 1578 nucleotides long. Its product is annotated as 5-hydroxytryptamine receptor 3A-like. The coding region runs from base 1 to 558 and encodes 185 amino acids. The transcript has 6 exons. The record is from RefSeq and is a predicted model, not a curated record. Gene Ontology annotation, cellular component: neuron projection; synapse; membrane. NCBI's taxonomy places the organism in Eukaryota, Metazoa, Chordata, Aves, Galliformes, Numididae. Gene Ontology annotation, biological process: monoatomic ion transmembrane transport; chemical synaptic transmission; regulation of membrane potential. Gene Ontology annotation, molecular function: neurotransmitter receptor activity; transmembrane signaling receptor activity; extracellular ligand-gated monoatomic ion channel activity.
AUGCUGCGAAUUGUUAUAGCUCUCCUCACACUUUCUCUUGGGACAGGAGCUGCUCCCAGGUACAUCUGCACCUACUACGAUGUCAUUGAGUACCUGAACAUCUCCUCUCACAGCAAGCUGCACACACACAUUCUGCCAAAGACGCAUUGGAAGGAUCCUCUGGAAGUGGUGAUGGAUUUUAUGCUGAUAGCAAUUCUGUCUGUGGCUGAAAAGCUCCAGACUGUCACAUUUUAUUUUGUGUUGAGCUUGGAGUGGACAAACACUUUUGCAACCUGGGACCCACGGGAUUUCUGUAACAUUUCUAAAAUUGUUCUGCCCUUGGAUUCAUUUUGGUCACCCCCAAUCUUCAUUUUGGAACGAGUGAACGAACAGAAGUCCAACUUGGAGUACAUUGUUGUCACACACAACGGCACCUUCAACACCAGCCUGCCCUUCCAGGUUACUCUGACGUGCAGCUUGAUUAUCCUCAAGUUCCCCUUUGACACGCAGACAUGCAAUGUGAGCAUCGCUUCAUUUCUCUACCCAGGUAAGUGGCAAGUUAAGUUUUACUGCAAAUAAGCUAAAUGUGCAAAAGGAAUAGCCAAGAUGGACCCUGGCUGACUCCUGGGUUCCCUUAGCAGCACCAUUCACUGUUAGGGGAGCGCUGUUUAGUUAGAGGGAAAAUAAGCUCAGAGUUGUGACGUGUUGGCAUCUCUCCCAGCAACACGUCUCCAAGCAUCUGGGAUGUUCUCUGGUUAGUCUUCUGGGAUUGGUCUUUAAAAGCCAAAUGACAGCCUUGCUGCAAGAAGCCUGCUAUUUGCUCACAUCUGAUUUUUGCUUUCCUCGUGUGCACGUAAACUUGGUUGGGAAGAAGAGGAAAUAACUGAUCUCUGAUAGAAAGCUCAAUUCUGCCACUUCUCUCCUCUCCCCUUGCCCAAACAGUAACAGCCCUUUCCAUGAAAGUGAAACGGACACCAGCUGAGAUGAUGAUAAACAGCCAGAGCUUCUUCCUAACUGAUGGAGAAUGGAAGUUCACCAACCUGAGCAUCAAUGAAUACAUGGAAGAAUUAGAUGAUGGAGAAUUUCCUGUGAUCACCUAUAUGAUUUCCAUGGAGAGACGACCCACUCUGUAUAUUCUGAACCUCAUCCUCCCAACAUGUGCCCUGUAUCUGCUUGACAUGGCCGUGUUGUUUGGACCCAGCUCUCUCGAGGAGAAAAUCAGUUUCCAGAUUUCCAUCAUUCUUGGCAGCUCCAUGUUAGCUGUGAUUCUCAACAACAUGCUUCCAACUUCCUCCAACGAACCACCCAUAAUAGGUACUCAUCUUUAUUGAAUAAAUACUGAGUUUUACACAGGUAACAACUCUAAGAAAAUCAUUUGGCACUUAUGGACACAUUCAUGAGCAGUGAUAUCAUGAAAAGUGAAGCUUUACCAGCUGGCUGCAGUUUCCUCCUUUCUCAGGGGGAUUACAGAUUCAAGGAAAUUAAUGCCUAUUAUCAAAUGCCUCAUUUGCUUUCCUAUUGUUUUGCAGUGCUCUUUUUCUUAGGCACCUUCCUGCUAAUGAUCAUGGCUGUGCUAGACACCUUCUUCCUGCUGCACCA